AUGUCAAACAAAAGCACCCAGUCAGACUGGAGCGACUAUCUAGCUGCUAGAAACGCCGGGCUCCCAUGUCUCCCGGCGGUUACGCAGCUCAGCCCAGAGGUUGUGCGAAUCAUGGGUGGGAACCCGGGUGACAUGCAACUACAAGGAACCAACACAUAUCUGGUUGGAAACGGCCAGAGCAGAAUCUUAGUAGACACGGGCGAGGGCUGUCCAAUCUGGCUCAAAACUCUGGUUGAAUACCUCGAUAAAAACCAGCUGAAGAUAUCCUAUGUACUGCUGACGCACUGGCAUUCCGAUCAUGUUGGCGGUGUUCCGGCGUUACUCGCUCAGUACCCUGAUCUUACUAUGGCUGUCUACAAGGCAAAUCCCGAUCGGGGCCAGAACCCAAUCAAAGACGGACAGACGUUCAUUACUGAAGGAGCCACACUACAAGCUUUGUUCACUCCUGGGCAUAGCACAGAUCACAUGUGUUUUGUUAUGGAAGAGAACGGAGCCAUGUUCACAGGUGACAAUAUCCUUGGGCAUGGAACCAGUGUGGCUCUGGAAGACUUAAGAACAUACAUGGAAAGUCUACGGAUUAUGACGCAUGACAUGCGUAUUGGGGGUCUCCAAAUUGGGUAUCCUGGACACGGCGCUAAGAUUGAAGACCUAUCAGCAAGCCUUAUGACUUACACCAGACAUUGGGAGAUGAGAGAGAAGAGAGUUCUUUCUGCUUUCUCUGAGGGCAAUGGCAUGCCCAUGUUGACGACGCGAGAGGUCACAGCCAGUAUCUACGGGCCAGGGAUGGACGCGUUGGCUGGGCCGUCCGUAACGCACGUUUUAUUGAAGCUCCAUGAAGAGGGGACUAUCGAGUUCACUUUAGUCGGACAAGAGAAGAAAUGGUAUAUGUAA
Penicillium antarcticum is the source of this 891-nucleotide messenger RNA. RefSeq lists its product as uncharacterized. Gene Ontology annotation, biological process: secondary metabolite biosynthetic process. The record is from RefSeq and is a predicted model, not a curated record. Bases 1 to 891 code for a protein of 296 amino acids. NCBI's taxonomy places the organism in Eukaryota, Fungi, Ascomycota, Eurotiomycetes, Eurotiales, Aspergillaceae. The transcript has 2 exons.